Molecule: messenger RNA, 660 nt
Organism: Rhagoletis zephyria (snowberry fruit fly)
Lineage: Eukaryota; Metazoa; Arthropoda; Insecta; Diptera; Tephritidae
Source: RefSeq, a predicted model, not a curated record
CUUGCCAGUCGGCCAUCCCUUUGCUGGCACACUUUCUGUGGCCGAUAUGAAGCUAAAAAUUGCACAAACAAUGCAAAAUAGCGAAAGUGGCCGCAAAAUAAAUCACGCAGUGAAUACUACCAGCCGUGUUGUUGGUGUUGCGCUGUCGCAGGCUAAAGGCACAUUCUCAACCUGGUGGUCAUCCAUCACCACAGCGCCUGCGCAAACAGUCACAGCAACAACAGCCGCUGAUGGUGGGGAUGGUGAUGCAGAAGCAAACGGCAUGAUGGCACAGCAACAGGAACAGCAAGAAGUCACCGUGACAUUCCAAAAAAAUUUUGAUGACCCAGAACGUGUAAACAUACACAUUGAGGGCGAAAAGAAAACCACAGACAUUGUGAGUAAUACUAGUAGUAGCGGCAGUGAAAAGCCUAUUGACAGCGCCGAAGAAUUGGAUGAAGAUGAGGUGGUGAAGUUGACUGAAGAAAAUGUUAGUGAGAUAGACCAAAUGAGCGCACAACAAAGGCAACAAGGUAUUGUAGAAAUUGGACGCGAAGCUGACGUAUUAGAUAAACCCAAAGCUGCACCUUUGCCAACACCCACUUGUGGCACAGAUAUUGCAAAUGAGGCACCUCGCGGCAACGGUGACGUGUUUAUUGUGUGAAUUUGUUAAAAAAAAAA